Messenger RNA from Colossoma macropomum (tambaqui), 1210 nucleotides. It is a transcript of the gene tbcc, whose product is annotated as tubulin folding cofactor C. Gene Ontology annotation, biological process: post-chaperonin tubulin folding pathway; tubulin complex assembly. Gene Ontology annotation, cellular component: cytoplasm. Bases 52 to 1074 code for a protein of 340 amino acids. The record is from RefSeq and is a predicted model, not a curated record. NCBI's taxonomy places the organism in Eukaryota, Metazoa, Chordata, Actinopteri, Characiformes, Serrasalmidae. The transcript has a single exon. Gene Ontology annotation, molecular function: tubulin binding.
CGAUGCGCUAUUUACUUCCUGCCGGAGGACUAGCGGCACUUUUCCAUCAACAUGGAGGCUUUCUCAGUGGAGGUGGGUCCCAGCGAGUCUGUCAAGAUCCCUGAGAGUGUCUUACGGAGGGACCAGGCGAGGCAGGAGGAGUUGGAGCGCCGGAGAAAUACGAAGGAGAGUCAGUCAGUGUCGGAGGAAAACACGGCUUACUUCAGCGCUGCCUUCAGCGCGGAGAAGGCCGCGAUAGAGGAGCUCAUAUCCAGCUGCUCUAGCGCUGACCACGAGAAGAUCACCAACAUGCUAGAGGAGGCGACCCUCAAAACCCAACAGCUCCAGAAGUUCCUGAACGACAGCACGAUGUUUCUCACGCAGUACGAGCUGAGGCAGGCUCAAGCGGCUCUGCAGAAACUCCAGGCUUCAAUCACAGAGCUGAAGCCUAAGAAGAAGUUCGCUUUCCGGUCUCGUACCGUUACGGCUGGGUCGAGCCAGCAGCCACCAGCAGCCGCCGCGUCUUCAGGCAGCACCGAGAAACGGGCUGGGCUCGGCACUGCUGUGGAUGGUGGUGCAGUCAGUGCCGCACAGUGUGGCUUCUCAAACGUCCAAAAUGAAGUUUUGAUCAAACGCUCAGAAGAGAUGCAGCAGCGAGAUGUGCUGUUGUCACACCUAACCAACUGUAAGGUGCGGCUUUAUGGCUCCCCAAGCACCUUGCACAUCAAGAACGUCCGAGAUUGCCAGAUUCUCAGUGGGCCAGUGUCCAGCUCUGUGUUUGUUGAUGAGUGUACAGGCUCCACUCUUGGCUUUGCCUGCCAGCAGCUGCGCACCCACAACACCACAGACACUCAGAUAUAUCUCCAUGUCACCAGCCGAGCAAUAAUAGAAGACUGUCAAGGAGUCCGUUUCGCCCCUUUUAACUGGACAUAUGAUGGAAUGGACAAUGAUUUCAAAGUGUCUGGACUGGAUCCCGAAAGAAACAACUGGUCUGAGGUGGAUGACUUCAACUGGCUUGCUGCUGGAACGCCCUCACCCAACUGGACUGUAAUUGCAGAGUCUGAGAGGAUAUGUUCUUGGGAGCCAGCCUCAUGAACUGUGUUAUUCUCUUCUAAAUGUUAGAUGUUUUUACUAAUCACUACAACAUGUAAUGCAGUCAAAUUCUGUCAUGGUACACUCACAGAUCUCACUGAUUAAUAGGAUGGAAUAAAACUCCAUUAUAACAACAAGA